ACUACGUGAGAGCAAGAUGGCCGACGCGGCGGCCGGGCCUGGUGGCUCCGGAACGAGACCAGGAAGUAAGCAGUCCACUAACCCUGCUGAUAACUACCAUCUGGCCCGGAGGAGGACUCUGCAAGUGGUUGUGAGCUCCUUGCUGACCGAGGCCGGAUUUGAGAGCGCGGAGAAAGCGUCCGUGGAAACACUGACAGAGAUGCUGCAGAGCUACAUCUCAGAAAUCGGGAGAAGUGCCAAGUCUUACUGCGAGCACACAGCCAGGACCCAGCCCACACUAUCGGAUAUCGUGGUCACACUGGUUGAAAUGGGGUUCAAUGUGGACACUCUUCCUGCUUAUGCAAAACGGUCUCAGAGGAUGGUCAUCACUGCACCUCCGGUGACCAAUCAGCCAGUAACACCCAAGGCCCUCACUGCAGGGCAGAACCGACCCCACCCACCACACAUCCCCAGCCAUUUUCCUGAGUUUCCAGAUCCCCACACCUACAUCAAAACUCCGACGUACCGUGAACCGGUGUCUGACUACCAGGUCCUGCGAGAGAAGGCUGCAUCUCAGAGGCGAGAUGUGGAGCGAGCCCUCACCCGGUUCAUGGCCAAGACAGGCGAGACCCAGAGUCUUUUCAAGGAUGACGUCAGCACUUUCCCUUUGAUUGCUGCCAGACCUUUCACCAUCCCCUACCUCACAGCCUUGCUUCCCUCUGAGCUGGAGAUCCAGCAGAUGGAAGAGACAGACUCCUCGGAACAGGAUGAGCAGACAGACACAGAGAACAUCGCUCUUCAUAUCAGCACGACACCAAAGCCGGCUCUUGCUAUGGGCACAGCCUCUCUCCUCAUGCCACUGGUGCUCUGCUCUAUUUCGGCUUUUGCUCAAAGGAUGGCCCCGGAGCUGAGAAGGAAAACGCUUCUGUCCUGCAGCAGAACUCCUCCUUGUCUGGCAGCCGGAACGGGGAGGAGAGCAUCAUCGAUAACCCAUAUCUGCGCCCCGUGAAGAAGCCCAAGAUCCGCAGGAAGAAGUCCCUCUCGUGAGCGGAGAAGGAAGCUGGCCUGUAAGUGAGAGGACACCGCUUUCCUGGGGCCUGAGAUCAGAGGGAAGAAGAAGGUGGCGCCCUUUUGGCCUUGCCCAGGCUGUGUCUUUUUAGCAGUAGCCUUCUAUGAAGGCAACCCUGUUUGCCAACAGGCCGGAGUCUGCUGGUGACUUCAUUAAUUCAUCACAGGACUUGAUUCCUUUGAAACCUGGAGGGCCAGGGAAAUUGUUAGGAAGGAAAGGGUCCACUGCUCUGUGCCCUGCCGGGAAGACUGCCAAUUGUAUCUUCCAGACCACCUGGAUCCCCCUCGUUGAUCCACAAGAAUCAUGGCAUUGAUUUACAGCCCAGAACCUCAUUCUCACUUCUCUCUACACCUGGGCCCCAAGAUCCCUGCUGGGCUGGUAGACAGUGACUUUGUAUCCCUCAUCAUGUUGGAAACAGACCCAUGCUGCAACUCUGAUCUGGGGCUGGCAGGAGCUAGAAGUACAUGGGUUAAUAAAGAUAAAGACAGUGACCAUCA
Microtus ochrogaster (prairie vole) is the source of this 1545-nucleotide messenger RNA. It is a transcript of the gene Taf8, whose product is annotated as TATA-box binding protein associated factor 8. Gene Ontology annotation, cellular component: transcription factor TFIID complex. Gene Ontology annotation, molecular function: protein heterodimerization activity. Lineage: Eukaryota; Metazoa; Chordata; Mammalia; Rodentia; Cricetidae. The record is from RefSeq and is a predicted model, not a curated record. Gene Ontology annotation, biological process: transcription initiation at RNA polymerase II promoter.